Humulus lupulus (European hop) is the source of this 465-nucleotide messenger RNA. RefSeq lists its product as uncharacterized. Gene Ontology annotation, biological process: DNA integration. The record is from RefSeq and is a predicted model, not a curated record. Lineage: Eukaryota; Viridiplantae; Streptophyta; Magnoliopsida; Rosales; Cannabaceae. The coding region runs from base 1 to 465 and encodes 154 amino acids. The transcript has 2 exons.
AUGGUCAACACCCCGAAGGAGUCGUGGGCUAGCCCGAUUAUAGACUAUCUGAAGGAUGGAGUGGUGCCAACAGACAAGAGGGAGGCUAGGAGGCUAGUUUACAAGGCAGCCCGAUACACCUUGGUAGAUGGGGUCCUAUACAAGAGGGGGUUUUCUGUGCCACUCUUGCGGUGUGUUGAUGAGGAAGAAGCUAUGAAGGUGUUGUAUGAAAUACAUGAGGGUGAAUGUGGCAACCAUGCAAGUGGACCAUCCACGGCUCGGAAAGCCAUGAGGCAAGGGUACUACUGGCCUUCCAUGGAGAGAGAUGCUAAUGAUUUCGCAAGGAAAUGUGACAAAUGCCAAAGGUUCGGAGUGCCCUACAAGAUUAUUUCUGACAAUGGCACUCAAUUUGAAGGGGGAACGUUCGAGGAAUACUGUAGGGAAAGGGGCAUAAGGAGGAGCUUCUCGGCCGUCGUGCAUCCAUAG